Equus caballus (horse) is the source of this 1947-nucleotide messenger RNA. RefSeq names its product stabilizer of axonemal microtubules 3 (gene SAXO3). Lineage: Eukaryota; Metazoa; Chordata; Mammalia; Perissodactyla; Equidae. The record is from RefSeq and is a predicted model, not a curated record.
UUCUGUCGCCCCGGGCAACGGCAACAACAAGCCUGCUCCUGCUUGGCUCCGGGGCUGGGGUGGGACCAUGGCCGGUCCGACCCUAGCUCCGCGCCAUGGUCCCCCGUGGCGCCCCAUCUCUGGGACCGAGAUGCCUGGGUGCUGGCCCAGCUGGCAUCUCACCAGCAGUGGCGUCGCCCACCACUUUAUCCCAUCCGUGCCCUUUACCCCGCCCACUGUGCAGUCCACGGUCGCGGAGCCCCUGCCCCCGGCCGCAAAGCAGGACUUGCACAUCUGGGCUUUCGACGAGGUCAUCAGCAGAUGGGAGACGACCUCCGGCUCGGCUCACGCGCCCAAGACCCACGGCGGGCCCUACGCGCAGCCCAAGGCCGCAGAGCCUGCUGACCCGACGCAGACUGUGGGGAUCAAGGACUUAGGGGAAAAGCUCAGACACCGCGGCUGGCGCCUCCCUCUGAUCACAAAGCACCAGUGCAGCGAGACGAAGGCGCAGUACACCGGCUGGCCCGGCCUGGACCAGAGCGCCACCUUCUACGUCGGGCACCAGCCCCUGGAGCUUGCGGACCGCCACCGCGGGGGCCAGUCCCGGGUAGCGGGGUUGAAGGCCGCGCCGACAAAAAGCCCCGACCUGGCCGGCCGGCUUUUCCCAGUAUCCGACCAGGCCAUCCUGGACCGCCAGCAGCUCUAUUUGACCACCUCGGCACGGGACUUCCGGGCCUACCCGAAGAAGGAGUUGUCUAGAUAUCGCCGCAAUGACUCGCUGACCUCCUGGACCUUCGAGGAGACGCCCCAGGCCUAUCCGUGCUCCUCUUGGCCGGCCCGGCCACCGGAGAUCCGCGUGCCCCGUGUCCGCCCGGUGACGCCAGCCGUGCCGCACCGCGGAGCGUUGCCUCUGGCUCAGGAGUCCUACGGACCCCCGCUUCACCCACUGCGCCGGCUCGACCGUUUCUGCCCGCUGGAGCUGCCGUGGGGCGGCCUUCACUGGAAGCCCGUGCCGGGCAUCCACAGCGUGCCGCAAGCCUACCGCACCGAAAACUCCCGCUACGGCAGCUUGAAGCCGGCGCUUGCCUGAGCCGGGCGCGCUAGCCCCGCCCCGGACACGCCCCCUGGGCGGGGAGAGCGGGGGCCUAGAAGACCACGACACGGGCGCGGUGGGCGGGGCUAAAGGUCGGAGCCCCACCCACCACGUGGGGGCGGGGCAGACCGGGCACGCCCACUCCGCUGCGGGGCCUGGGCUGAGCCGGGAAAACUAGCUCGGCUCGGUGGGCCAGCGGGCGGGCCGCGCCGUCGGCGGCAGAGCGGGAGAGCUUACUCAAUGAGAGUUAAAGAACCUAUAACCGCACUCUGCUGAGUUCGGCUCCGGCAUCCUGGCUUCUGGGGGCCUAAGUGUGGGGGAGAUCGGGCUCCCGCUGAGGCCCUUGUGGAGGGGGGGCGCGUCUGGGUGCAGGCAGCCCCCCGCCUCUGAGCACAGAACCCCAUAUUGAAGCCAUGCCCCUCCUAAGGUUGGACUUUGGCACAGGAAUGGCUUUCAGUUCACGGCUGGUGGAGCGUGAACCUGAAGCUUCAGCCCAUCUCCAUUUGAGGGUCGUCGGAGGGGCGAGCUCCAGCCUCCCCCUGGGUUCCUCCAGGCCCGGCUACACGGUGUGGGGCACGGCAGAGGGCUUCCUAUACCUUACUUCAUGUGUCCCCAGCACGACCUUUCUAGCCCCUGCGGACUGAGUCUGCGAAGUUGGUCUCACCUGGGUGUCUCCUGCUUUAAGGCGCCUAGCCACUCAGCGAGUGGGGGGAGGGGUUGCUCCAGGGAGCCACUCCUGCACCUCCCUGACCUUGUCCGCCUCUCGCCCCCGGGGGGAUUAGUGUCCAGGUUACCCUGCCAUGCGGGCAUGCCCAGUGGCCUUGCCUCCCCCACAGCCUGCGGGUAUAAGACCAGUAGUAUAAGACCAGGGUAAG